UUCUGAAGUAAAACUGAACAAAACUGAACAGAUCCAGCUGUUUUAAGGAAGCUACAGGUCGGAGAAGAAUCACCAUGGUCUAAAAGGUUAAAAGAUGCCUCUGAGGUUAAAGAAAGAAAUAUCUGAAGAGGAAUUCUAUGGAUAUUUUUCCAAUAUAAAAGUAUCCCACCAAACUUUGCUCUGCUUUAGUCUGAAAGAAGACGAUAAAACACUUCGGAAAUUAUGGGGCCAUGCUUACAAUAAUCCAGGCCAAUGUCACACUGAAAUCCUAGUUUUAAGGGAAAUAGAAGAAUAUUUAGCGGCAAAUAUUCCCAACACUACAAAGUACAGCAUUACCUGGUUUCUUUCCUAUAGCCCCUGCCGCUGGUGCUGUGAUGAAAUAACCAAUUUUUUAAUGAAGUCCCAAACCAAAAUUGAAUUUAACAUCAAAGCAGCAAGGCCACAUUAUUUUGAUAAUGAUGACAAUCAAAAAGGUUUAAGAAUGCUCAAAAGACUGGGAGUUCUGAUCAAGAUGAUGGAAUACAGUGACUAUGAAGAAUGUCUCUACUUAUUUGUGGAUCCUUGCACCAAGUUCAUUUCAUGGCCAGAUUUAGAAAUGCAAAGUAUAGCAAAUAAAACGAUAUUUCAUCAUUUAUUGGCCCAGGUAUAUUUUAUAUUAAUCAUAAGUGAGAUAAGGGUUAUCAGAGAAAACAGCCUCCAACAAAUAAGCACCUACUAUGUGAAGAGAUCUAUGCUAGAUACUGGAGGAGAGACUAAGGAGGACAACAGAUUAGACAACCAUUUGUUUUCAGCUGAUGAUUCUUCUCCAGUUCACACUGGAUCAGCAUCUGAUUUUGAAAGCCAUGUCUUGAUCAAGAAGGUUCCACCAGAAGAUCCUAACAAAACACCAGACAAGAAAUAUGAGUUUUCAGAUAUAAGAACUCCACAGAAAACACGUUUUCCCCAGAGAACAAGAGAACUUGGGAAAGAAGUCAAAAGAAAACUCUUUUAAACAAGCGGUACCACAAUUUAUUUUUUCAUUUUCCCCCCAAGAACUACAAAUAUGUCAUUCCAUGUUUUUAAUCAGUUUUACACUUUAUUUGUAACUUCAUUGUUUCCUCACUUGGUUAAUUAUGUUUAAUGAUUUAGUUUGAAAAUGUGGACAAUCAAGGGGAUCUGAACAUUAUGGAAUUCUGUAACCUUUGAUAUACACUUUGCUCGUGCUUUCUCUUUCAGCUUACCAACUUAUAUUCCAACUCCUGGGCACCCAUCCUGCCUAUUCUUGAAAUUGCUCUUUUCUUCUUCUUGCAUUUCCUAUAUGGUCCAGAUAAGAGUCCCAGGACAGUGGUUGCCAGAUACAGUUCCCCUUCCCUGCACUUGCUUUAGCCUCUGACUGAAUUACUUGUAACAUUGUUAAAAAGCAAGGCAUUAUUUGAGAGACCCUAUUGGUGAGUUUAGUAAUGAUUGCCUGAGAUUAGAAAGAUCUGCAGUGCCUUGCUUAGGACUGGAUAACUUUUAAUACUAGAAGUUGACUGGUUCUGGGCUGUGACUUUUGCCAACUCAUGGUACUAAAAGCUAUAUUAAUACCUUCACUUUCGGCCAUCCUCUUGCAUCAGUCAUCUUACCUUGGACAGCAGCUCCAGGUCUAUGUCAGGGAUAGGAAGGAAUCUUGUAGCAGCAGACUCCAAAUUCAACUGUAGCAUUCCUAAAAUUUGUAACAAGCACCUUCCUGAUAUUUUCCCCUCCUGAUAUUUUUCCACUACAUGGAACCCUGUUAGCUACCACCCAAAGUAAACUAUGCAGACACAAUCCAGUGUUUGGGAAUUCUGAGGGCUAGACAUGGUUAUGUUGAUGUAAAACAUAUAUGUUUCUGUUGAGUCACCUUUCCAAUGAAUAUCUCUGAUCAAACAAA
Messenger RNA from Vombatus ursinus (common wombat), 1891 nucleotides. RefSeq names its product single-stranded DNA cytosine deaminase-like. The transcript is spliced from 4 exons. Lineage: Eukaryota; Metazoa; Chordata; Mammalia; Diprotodontia; Vombatidae. The coding region runs from base 95 to 991 and encodes 298 amino acids. Gene Ontology annotation, cellular component: cytoplasm; nucleus. Gene Ontology annotation, molecular function: cytidine deaminase activity; RNA binding. Gene Ontology annotation, biological process: cytidine to uridine editing. The record is from RefSeq and is a predicted model, not a curated record.